GCCCCGGAGUCUAUGGGGCCGCCCCUCUGCGCCGCCUGGCUGGCCCCACGCCGCGCCCGGAGCCCGCCCCGCGACCAGUUUCCCCACAGGUCUCCCGGAGGCCCCCUCGGGCCAUGAGCGCGUCUGGCUCCUUCCCGCUGCAGGAGACGCGGAUCUCGAGGCCCGCAGGCUGCUCCGGGCCCGUCUGAGCGGUCCCCGCGGCGAUGGCGGCGCCCUACGGCGGCAGGGGCUGCGGCGGCGAGGUCAAAUGCGGGGGAGGUCGUGGCGGCAGCAUCGCCUGGGACUUUCUGCCGGGGCUCAUGGUCAAGGCACCCCCGGGACCCUGCCUGCAGGCGCAGCGCAAGGAGAAGUCCCGGAACGCGGCGCGCUCGCGGCGCGGGAAGGAGAACCUGGAGUUCUUCGAGCUGGCCAAGCUGCUCCCGCUGCCCGGGGCCAUCUCGAGCCAACUGGACAAGGCGUCCAUCGUGCGCCUCAGCGUCACCUACCUCCGCCUGCGCCGCUUCGCUGCGCUCGGGGCGCCGCCCUGGGGGCUGCGGGCCGCGGGGCCGCCGGCCGGCCUGGCCCCCGGCCGCAGGGGUCCCGCCGCGCUGGUCUCCGAAAUCUUCGAGCAACACCUGGGAGGACACAUCCUGCAGUCCCUGGACGGCUUCGUGUUUGCCUUGAACCAGGAGGGGAAGUUCCUCUACAUCUCGGAGACCGUCUCCAUUUAUCUGGGUCUCUCACAGGUGGAGCUGACGGGCAGCAGCGUCUUUGACUACAUCCAUCCGGGGGACCACUCCGAGGUGCUGGAGCAACUGGGGCUGCGGGCCCCGACCCCCGGGCCCCCCACUCCGCCUUCCGUCCCCUCCUCUUCCUCCUCGUCCUCCUCGUCUUCCUCGCUUGCGGAUACCCCCGAGAUCGAGGCCAGCCCCGCCGAGGGGUCCCCCUCCUCCGGGGUCCAGGAGCGCUCGUUCUUCAUCCGCAUGAAAUCAACCCUCACCAAGAGGGGGCUGCACGUCAAGGCCUCGGGGUACAAGGUCAUUCACGUGACCGGCCGCCUCCGGGCCCGCGCGCUGGGGCUGGUGGCCCUCGGGCACACGCUGCCCCCGGCGCCACUGGCUGAGCUGCCCCUCCACGGACACACGAUCGUCUUCCGUCUCAGCCUGGGGCUCACCAUCCUUGCCUGUGAGAGCAGAGUCAGUGACCACAUGGACCUGGGGCCCUCGGAGCUGGUGGGCCGCAGCUGCUACCAGUUCGUCCACGGACAGGAUGCAGCCAGGAUCCGCCAAAGCCACCUGGACCUGCUGGACAAGGGGCAGGUGAUGACCGGUUACUACCGUUGGCUGCAGCGCGCCGGGGGCUUCGUGUGGCUGCAGUCCGUGGCCACCGUGGCUGUGAGCGGGAAGAGCCCUGGGGAGCGCCACGUGCUCUGGGUCAGCUACGUGCUCAGCCAAGCCGAGGGUGGCCAGACACCUCUAGACGCCUUCCAGCUUCCAGCCAGUGUGGCCUGUGAGGACACACCCAGCCCGGAGCCAGAGCCCACGGAGCCGGAGCCUCCAGUGGGAAGGAAGCAGGCUGACCCCCUGGACAAGGAUGAAGAGGCUCCCCAGACCCGGGGCAAGAGCAUCAAAGUGGAGCCCGGCCCCGGGGAGACUAAAGAUGCGGAGGACAGUGGGGACGAGGCACCAGCCAGCCACCCAGCCCCGCUGCGGCCUGAGUUCACCUCUGUCAUUCGGGCAGGGGCCCUAAAGCAAGACCUGGUGCAGCCGUGGGGCCUGGCGUCCCCCGGAGACCCCCCGGCCGCCCUCCUCCACGCCGGCUUCCUGCCCCCCGUCGUCCGCGGCCUGUGCACGCCGGGCACCAUCCGCUACGGCCCCGCCGAGCUGGGCUUUGUGUACCCACACCUGCAGAGGCUGGGCCCCGGGCCUGGCUUCCCAGAGGCCUUCUACCCCUCCCUGGGCCUGCCCUACCCGGGGCCCCCAGGCACCAGGGUGCAACGGAAAGGGGACUGAGGACUGGACAGCCACCUGCAGAGCUGGCCCCCAGGGGGAUGGGUGGGGGCCUCCAGGGGACAGGAGACAGGGCUCUCGGCCCCAGCGGCCGAUGCUGAGAAUUAAACAUCUGGUCCCCGUCUGUG
Messenger RNA from Equus caballus (horse), 2116 nucleotides. RefSeq names its product neuronal PAS domain protein 1 (gene NPAS1). Gene Ontology annotation, molecular function: RNA polymerase II transcription regulatory region sequence-specific DNA binding; protein dimerization activity; DNA-binding transcription factor activity, RNA polymerase II-specific. NCBI's taxonomy places the organism in Eukaryota, Metazoa, Chordata, Mammalia, Perissodactyla, Equidae. The record is from RefSeq and is a predicted model, not a curated record. Gene Ontology annotation, biological process: regulation of transcription by RNA polymerase II.